Rotaria socialis is the source of this 705-nucleotide messenger RNA. Lineage: Eukaryota; Metazoa; Rotifera; Eurotatoria; Philodinida; Philodinidae. The record is from the annotation of a GenBank genome assembly.
AUGUAUCAAUUUCCUAAUAAAGUAAACCAAAGACGUCGUAUUCGACAGCUUAAGCGUCAAUCGGUUCGUCAGAUAAUUGUCCAUAAUAACGACUUUGCUGGUAUCAACCACAGUAAUGAAAGUAUAUCGUCAUAUUCGUCAAAUAAUAAUGAUCUAAUUUUGGUAUCAGGAAGAUCACCAUCGAACGCACUUUCAAAUACUGAUGUACAUGAUGAUUCAUCGUCGUCCACCCAAUCAGAUGAAGAUAAAGUUUCAUGUUUAAUGAAUACAAUUAAAAAUCCAAUUUUUCAUGGUCGACGAUCAACUCAUGAAGUUAAAAAUGACUCUCCAUCGCACAAACCAACGGAAGCAGAUAGUUUUUCACAAUGGAUGGAAACAAAAUAUUUGAUGUUGAUGUUAGUUUGUCAAGAACGAUUAGAAGAAAUGAUGAAAUCAAUCUACAAGAACCAGAAGAAGAUUCAAAAAGCUUCGAAUAAACGACAGAUCUUAUUUUGGAUUUUUAAAUCAAAUGGUGAUGAACCUGGUAUCGAUUUGGUCAAGAUCCUGGGAACAAAAGGCAAAGCUAAUCUUUAUGUAACACAAUUGAUUCAAAUAAUGUUCACAAUAGAAGAGCUAUUUGAACGACAGCCAUCUUUAUUUUCAGAAGCUGUACGUAUAAAAUUUAAACUCGAUGAUGAACAAGGGGAACAAUUAUUUAGUGAAUGA